AUGCACGCAACGCCGGAAGUAUCAUUCAGCCCUCCUCAUAUGCGCAAUGACAUGCACCAGCACGAUACAGGGCGAGAUCCGGGGCGCGAUCCCGACAGCAAACAAUCCGGCAAGGGAUCAGAGAUGAGUUGUGGAUUUCCACGCCUCCUAUCUAUCUCCCGCGUUGGAUCGGCAUGCGACCCCGACAACGUUCCAUCCCGAACCAUCGAAGGGCCGAACCGUACUUGGCUAUUCGCAGAGCCACAGCGACGGGCUCCGCGGCCCAGCUUCAUCGUCGUAGUCGCGGGGAUUGCGGGGGGGAAGCCCGUUGGCGACGCGAUGGGUAUAUCGACAGUUGUGCGAGACUACGAGUUAAGCCUCGGGACUUCUACAGCGUAA
Amorphotheca resinae ATCC 22711 is the source of this 378-nucleotide messenger RNA. RefSeq lists its product as hypothetical. The record is from RefSeq and is a predicted model, not a curated record. NCBI's taxonomy places the organism in Eukaryota, Fungi, Ascomycota, Leotiomycetes, Helotiales, Amorphothecaceae. The transcript has 2 exons. The coding region runs from base 1 to 378 and encodes 125 amino acids.